Messenger RNA from Paramecium octaurelia, 1644 nucleotides. NCBI's taxonomy places the organism in Eukaryota, Ciliophora, Oligohymenophorea, Peniculida, Parameciidae. The record is from the annotation of a GenBank genome assembly.
AUGUUUCAGAAUCUCAUUAGAAAAAUAAGGAGCCUAAAAAUGAGAAACUAAAUCAUAUUAGCAAACAUCAUAUUUCUAACCAUUGUCAUUUCAUUGCCAAUUUCAGCAUUUUAUGCUUAAUCAGAAAUAUUUUCUUAUAUAUCAGCUCAAUCAACUGAACUAUUGCAAGUGUAAUAGGAUAAAACUCAACUUAUAAUUAUUGGAAAGAUGUUGAUGAGAAGAGUGGCUUUAUAACAUUAGAAAAGUAAUAUUAUUGUUCUUAUUAAGUAAUAAACCAAUUGGCAUCUAUUUCAAAAUCUUACUAUUAUUUUGAUUACAACAACAUUACAAUAGAACUGAAAUCUCCUCUGCCUGCGUGUGUUCCACUUGCUUAUUUAAAAGGCGAUGACUAUUUCAUCAAUUAUGAAUCCUUUUGCUAUCAAGCCAAUGGAUUAAGUGAUUCAAUUACUCUGCCUCAAAAUGACACUUCAGUUCAAUCACUCCAUUCCACUUUAACUUUAUUGAGCGGAUACUCUAUGAUUUUUGGAUUAGAUAUAGUGAAAUUGAAGGAAUACUUUCACAUUGGAGCUAUUUCGAACAUUUAGUAUAUGGCAGCAUAUCCUGUUAGCUACCUAAUGAAAUCUUAUAAUGUACUAAAGCGACCUUGGUAAUAGACAUAUCACAUUUAGGUAUCAGAAUCACGUUUAAGCCUCUGCGAAGAACCCAGAUCUGAACAUUACUUACACUCCCCCCUUUAACCAUUUUCUUAGUUAAACCUUGGAGGUGUCAAUAUGUUAUUCAAUUAAAUCGAAAGCGAAGGAACUUAUUGCAGUUUCUAAAACACAAUUGAGAUUCGACUCAUAUAUGAUUCCACAGAUCCCCUAUAAUGUAUUACUAUUAGAUAAUACAGGUGUUGUGUUAUACACUAAUUAAGAUAACUAUUUUAAUGACACCUAGUCAAUCUACUUAUAUAAUUAGAGCAUCACAGGUUUUAACAAAACUGAUUGGCUAAAAAUCUAAGAAAAUUCGUUAAAUAACAAUUAAACACCCCAAAUCUUCUACCAUAAGCUAUCAAAUCAAUCUGUAUACCUAAUUACUUAUUAACUUCCAAAUCAAGAAUAUACUCUCAUCAUGUAUUUGUAAUAUAUAAUUUUGAGAUACUCUAACAUUACUACUACGAUCGAGAUGUAGGGGAGAUUGGAUGAAAAAAAUUAAGAAUUAAGUACGAUCUUUAUGAGGAUGGUAGUUUCUCAAUUUUCUUUCUCAGUUUUUCUUAUGCUACUUGAGUUUAUAGUAAUAGUGCAAAUUUUCGCGCCUAUUCAUAGACUAACCAUGGAGAUUAGAUAACAUACUUUGCGGGUGGGGAAUAACAUCAACCGAGAAAUCUUUAAGCUAAUUAACAAUAAACCAGUGGGCAAUCAAUUUUUAACUCUUCAGUAAAAGAUUCUAAAUAUUGAAAAUUUAAUAAACGGAAAUUAAAACAAUAAGAGCAAGAUUUGCAAGAUAUAUGAAUAAAUUUAAUACAAUAAAAAGGGUAGACCUUUCAAAGUUAAGUAAUUAAGAAAAGCAACAAUGGAUUUAAAAGAUGAUUAACACCAACUUAAACAAAAAGUCAAGAAUAUCAUAAAACUUCUAUUCAAUCAUGAAGAAACAAUAAAUAAUUGA